AGUAGAAUAUUGGAAACAGAAUCAUCUAGAGGUGUAAUUAAUCUGAUGCACAAAUAAGAAUAUCUAAAAUCUGUAAGUAUCUGUCUCUAUGAGGGCUUUUCAGGGGGUCAGGGGGGACAGUAAAUAUGUUCAUUGCACUUAAAAGUAAACCAAAGUCAAUGAUUUAAGGAGUGUACUUUGUUGGUUUGAGGCUCUGCUGCUUUAGAGUCAGCCAGUAAUAUGAGAGCAGAUAGGACCCUGUCAGUGGCACCAGGAAUGUUUACCCAAACACAGAUGACUGUCAGAGGAUCCUGAGGUUCAUGCUGUUAUCUUCCAAGGGCCAUUUUUACCUUCAGUAGUCACUAAUAGACCAGGAGGACAUUAUAAUGGUCGUAUAUUUUAUGUACGGGUUGCUGUUUGCAUGCUUUGCUGUGCCUGGAAUGUUACUUGGGGAAUUAGCUUUCCGAUGUCCAAGCUGCACAGCGGAGCAUUUGGCUGCAUGUCCCAAAGUCACUUCAGUAUGUACAGAGAUAGUGAGGGAGCCGGGCUGUGGCUGCUGUCCAGUGUGUGCCAGGAUGGAGGGGGAGCUCUGCGGCGUCUACACACCGAGGUGCUCCAGCGGCCUCAGGUGCUACCCCAACAUGGAUGCGGAAUUUCCUUUGCAGCAGCUCAUCCAGGGUUUGGGGCGAUGUGGACAAAAAGUGGACAUGGAUGUCACAACUGGUGCAGACCAACAGGCAACAAAUGAGGUGCAUGGGACCGAAAAUCCACUCACCAAGAGACCUGCCAUAGAUGUUUGGUUAAUUCAAAACUGCGCCAUUAGAAACCACCACAAUGAGCGCAAAGCCAAGAUGAAGACGAAUCAACUGGAGGACCAACGAACCCAGAAAGUACCUCAGAAUGAUGGACGACAACAGCAGAGGACAAAGAUGGGUUCCACUUCUGUUCGUCAAGACCAGAGCGCCUGUCAGCAGGAGCUGGACAAAGUCUUAGAGGAGAUCUCCAAAAUGACUUCAGAGGAUAACAGAGGCCCGCUGGAGAAUCUGUAUGGGCUCAAAUUUCCAAACUGUGACAAACAUGGACUGUACAACGUCAAACAGUGCAACAUGUCCACCCACGGCCAGCGGGGCGAGUGUUGGUGUGUCAACCCCUUAACAGGGGUCCAGAUCCCAGCAACGCCUAAAGUCAGAGGGGAUCCCAACUGCAACCAGUUUCAUGAGGAGCUCAGAGCCAUGCCCACUGCAGCGGCGUCUCGCUAACACCUCUGCAACCAUCACAACAGGGUUUCUUUGAAUUUCAGAUUACUGGAGGAUUUUUCCAUUAAAUGGUCUAUUCUAUCCAAAUGUAAACAAGUCGCUCUAUUUGAAGGCUUUGUCUGUGUUUUAAUUGACACUAGGUUUAAGGUAAAGGAGAAAGUAUACUAAGUAACAAUAAAGAUGCCAAUAUACUGACUUUUUGUAAGCAAAUUCUAUGAAAGAACCAAAAACAACUAUGCGUUAGUAUCUACUGCUCCAUCUGUAAGACUCAGAACCUAACCUAUAUACUCUGAAUAAAUAUGUACACUACCGUUCAAAAGUUUUGGGUCAUUUAGAAAUGUCCUUAUUCUUCAAAGAAAAUGUUUUUUUUUUCAAUGAAGAUAACAUUAAAUGAAUCAGAAAUGCAAUCUAGACAUUGUUAAUGUGGUAAAUGACUAUUCCAGCUGGAAACGGCUGAUUUUUAAUGGAAUAUCUACAUAUAGGUGUAGAUGCUCAUUUCCAGCAACCAUCACUCCUGUGUUUGAAUGGUAUAUAGUGUUAGCUAAUGAUGUUGAAAGGCUAAUUGAUGAUUAGAAAACCCUUGUGCAAUUAUGUUAGCACAUGAAUAAAAGUGUGAGUUUUCAUGGAAAACAUGAAAUUAUCUGAGUGACCCCAAACUUUUGAAUGGUAGUAUAGAUUUUUUAAAUGGAUGCACAAAUAUAUAGUUUUAUUUCUUUGAAAAAGUAAAGUAAUGAGACAGUUGGGCAUUAUAGUUUUGAGUAAACUGUAAUCUGACUAUGGUAGUGAAUUAUUUUCAGAUUAUUACACAUUGUGCAACAGCCUAGUUCAUGUAGUUAAUGUAUACAUCUUUAAUUGAUAUCUCAUACAGUACAGAAUUCUUUACAGAUUGCAGUGGCAAGAUUUGUCAGUAGAAUUGACUCGUUGUGCUGUUAAAGUUGUAUUAAUAGAUUUUUUUUGCCACUUGGGGGCAGUAGCACAAAAUGUAAACAAACAUAUUAUUGACAUGUUACUACAUUAUGCCAAACAGUCAUCCAUCGAAGCAACAACACAGCCACACUGGCUUUAAUUUAGGGAUGUGCUGGAGUCCUUCAAAAAACUCCAAGUCCAGUAUUCACCUUCUUGAACUAUCUUUUCAUCUUGACCAACUCCUAGGAAAAAUAUUGGGGACUCUUUAGCUGAUGGAUAUAUCACCAUUUCCAUCAGCUAGUCUGUCAUUUGAUGCUGUUCAGCUCUUGUACAGAGGGUUUAUCAGAACUAUUUGUCCAAAAAAACUGCUAUGGUUAGAAGUUCAUAAGAACUGUAAAAACCAAUGGCUAGAAGACCAAAACAUUGAGCUAAAAGACGCAAAAAUGCUCCAUAGAGCUGAAGGGAACUGCAGAGUUGAGUAAUCAUCUUCUGUUGCUUUUCACUUUGAACAACCACUUUCACUUUACACAUAUUAAUUUUUUCGUCUGAUCAACUUUAAGGCUAAAAUUCCUUUUUAUCUCUUUUAUCUACAUUUAUAUGCCUAAUGAGGGACGUAAUGAGUUGUAAUUUUGUUUUUCUGUUUAGGGUGACAAUAUGAUAUUUGUCUUGGUGCUACCGAUGACAAACAGCCCUUGGCUUAGUCUGCAUUUAUGUUUAUUAAAUAUACACAGUCACUAUUACACAAACUAAGAAAUAAAGACAUUGUAUGUGCUUUUUGAAAGUGCAUUAAUUUGAGAAGGUUGAUGACAAUAAACACUUGAAUGCUCAAACUCACAAAA
Molecule: messenger RNA, 2980 nt
Organism: Amphiprion ocellaris (clown anemonefish)
Lineage: Eukaryota; Metazoa; Chordata; Actinopteri; Pomacentridae
Gene: igfbp2b
Product: insulin-like growth factor binding protein 2b
Exons: 5
Coding region: 366-1238 (290 amino acids)
Biological process (GO): regulation of insulin-like growth factor receptor signaling pathway
Cellular component (GO): extracellular region
Molecular function (GO): insulin-like growth factor I binding; insulin-like growth factor II binding
Source: RefSeq, a predicted model, not a curated record